AUGAUAACUUUACUGCUGAGCAUUGCUGCCAACAGAGUCAUGUUAGAAUUUAUUCUAGGAAAUUUGGCCAAUGGCUUCAUAGUGCUGGUGAACUGCAUUGACUGGGCCAGGAGACAAAGGUUCUCCUCAGUGGAUGUUCUCCUUACUGCUCUGGCGGUUUCCAGAAUUGGUUUGCUCUGGGACCUAUUCACGCUGGCAAACUUCACACCCUUUACUAUGUCCCUGGUGUCUUUUCUGCUGUUAAUCUUCUCCCUGUGGAAACAUCUCAAGAGGAUGCAGCUCAGGCACAAAGGGUAUGAAGACCCCAGCACCAGGAUCCGCAUCAGAUCCGUACAGACCAUGGUCUCCUUUCUCCUGCUAUUGGCCAGUUACUUCUUGGUUGUCAUCUUCACAUGGGGAAACAAGAAGCUAAAGCAGGCCUGUGUGUCAUUUCUGAGGCAGCUGAGGUACUGGCUGAAGGAAAGGAAGUGGGUGGGAGUUCCUGAGUCUAUGGGCAGAAAAUGA
Talpa occidentalis (Iberian mole) is the source of this 504-nucleotide messenger RNA. Its product is annotated as putative taste receptor type 2 member 36. Gene Ontology annotation, cellular component: membrane. The record is from RefSeq and is a predicted model, not a curated record. Gene Ontology annotation, biological process: detection of chemical stimulus involved in sensory perception of bitter taste; G protein-coupled receptor signaling pathway; sensory perception of taste. Gene Ontology annotation, molecular function: bitter taste receptor activity; G protein-coupled receptor activity. NCBI's taxonomy places the organism in Eukaryota, Metazoa, Chordata, Mammalia, Eulipotyphla, Talpidae.